GGAGUCGAUUACCGAUGGGGUACAAGGGGUCGCCCACUCUCUUUGGAAGUCAACUGGCAAAAGAACUGGAAAUCUGGACCAGAGAAGGGCAAGUACCAAGAGACCAAUAUUUAUUACUCCAGUAUGUAGAUGACAUUUUGAUUGCAACAGAGGAAGAAAUGACCUGCAUAAAGGUAACCAUUGAGAUCUUAAAUUCACUAGGAAUGGGAGGGUAUAAGGUAUCCAGAGAAAAAGCACAAAUUGCCCAACAGACUGUGAUUUACCUGGGAUGUGAAAUCUCACAAGGGCAGAGAAAACUGGGUACUAAUCGUAUUCAAGCUAUCUGUGCUAUUCCAGAGCCUCAGAAUCUACACGAGCUGCGGAUCUUCCUCGGAAUGACAGGGUGGUGUCGCCUGUGGAUCAUGGACUAUAGACUGAUUGCAAAACCCUUGUACGAAGCUCAGAAGACGCAGCCGUUCACCUGGGGCAAACCACAGAAAGAGGCCUUCCAGAAGUUAAAGGAAGCACUGACAACUGCUCCUGCUUUGGGAUUACCUGAUCUAUCUAAAGACUUUCAGCUGUACGUGCAUGAAAGGCAGCGACUGGCACUGGGAGUCCUGACCCAACGACUGGGAAGCUGGAAAAGGCCGGUGGGUUACUUUUCCAAACAACUCGACAACGUAAGUGCCGGAUGGCCUUCAUGUCUGCGGGCAGUGGCAGCUACCGUGCUGCUGAUACAGGAAGCCAGGAAGCUCACAAUGGGAAGACACAUAGAUGUCUAUGUGCCACACAUGGUAACUACAGUCCUGGAACAAAAGGGGGGCCAUUGGCUCUCUCCAAGCCGGAUGAUGAAGUUUCAGGUAACCCUGACUGAGCAAGAUGAUGUUGCACUAAAAACAACUAACCUCUUGAAUCCAGCUCUAUUUCUAGGUGCCACAGCUGAGGAAGGUCCAUUAGAGCAUGACUGUCUAGAAGUCAUCGAGCACACUUAUUCAGCAAGAACAGAUCUGAAGGAUGUCCCCCUGGAGCAACCAGAGUGGGAACUCUUUACAGAUGGAAGCAGCUUCAUGGAGAACGGAGCCAGAUACGCGGGAUAUGCGGUAACUACAAUUGAUGUAGUAAUAGAGGCAAAAUCACUACCACCUAACACGUCUGCACAAAGGGCAGAACUAAUCGCAUUAACCAGAGCACUCGAGCUGAGUGAAGGGAAGACAGUGAAUAUUUGGACUGAUUCCAAAUAUGCCUUUGGAGUAGUGCAUGUACACGGAGCUUUAUGGAAAGAAAGAGGACUGCUGUCCUCCCAAGGGACAAAUAUUAAACAUCAAGAUGCAGUCCUACAAUUGAUAGAUGCAGUACAAAAACCUGAACAAGUAGCAAUCAUGCACUGCAAGGCACAUCAAUCAGGCAACUCCAAAAUUUGUGAAGGAAAUCGAAAAGCAGAUUGGGCAGCCCGUCAGGUAGCGCGAGAGGUACAGAAAACAAUGGCAUUGAUACCAUCAAGACUUAAUAUCUCUCAAUUUAAUUUGCCUCCGAAGCCAAACUAUACAAUCGAAGAUGACAGACUAGCACAACUGCUGAAGGCACAGAAGAACGCAGAAGGGUGGUAUGUAACCGCACAAGGGCAAAUAGUGGUACCUCCUUUGGUAAUGAGAGAAAUUUUACAAGUAAAACAUAAUGAGUGUCACUGGGGUGCAGAGGCGUUGGUAAAGUGGUUAAGACAAUACCUAAUCUCAGUACAGAUGCAAACAAUGGCCAAGUCAGUAAUGUCUAAAUGUGAAAUCUGUCUGAAAAACAAUCCCGUAGCUAGACGACAGGCACAGUUAGGCAGAAUUCGGAUAGGAAUAGAACCAGGAGACUAUUGGCAAGUAGAUUUUGCAGAACUGCCAAAAACUCGGGGAUACAAAUACCUGUUAGUAGGGGUUGACACGUUUUCUAGAUGGCCAGAAGCCCUUCCCUGUAGCACAAACCAAGCAAAGGAAACAGUUAAGUAGUUAUUACAGGAGAUCAUUCCCAGGUUUGGGGUGCCCCUAGGGAUAUCAUCAGACAGAGGCCCACACUUCAUAGCCACGGUGGUACAAGAGGUAAGCAAGUUAUUGGGAUUAUCUUGGGACCUCCACACACCAUGGAGACCCCAGUCAAGUGGGCAAGUAGAAAGAAUGAACCAGACACUGAAGAGGCAGAUCAGUAAAAUAUGCCAGGAAGCCAAACUGCAGUGGCCACAGGCUUUGCCGAUAGCAUUGCUGAGGGUUCGGAUAAAGCCUAGGAGUGAGAUGUCAGUUAGUCCUUAUGAAAUAUUGUAUGGGAAACCAUAUGAAUCUCCUAACCCCAAUCCAAAUGUUCAUGUCACAGGGAAACAAGAUGUGUAUAAUUAUGUUCUGUCCCUCGGGAAAACUCUAGCUCGGCUCCGAAGUGUUCUCGUGUGGAACAGACCACUGGCCCUGGAGAAUCCAGUCCACAAUAUCGAACCAGGAGAUGAGCAGUCAAAGUGGCUGGAGUGGAACCCUGGAUACACUACACACGUGUGAAGAAGGUCCCUCGUGGAGUCCAGUCGUGGGCUGUAGAAACUUUUGGACCAACAAAGCUGAGGCUGAAACGUCUGUAACUGUUCAAAUGGUAUUGUAAUUUGGUUAGUUUACAGAAUCCUGAAGAGAGAGAUACAGAAAAAGGCAUCUUAGAACAGGACCAUAAUGAAGGCAUUGGCACGGAACCCAGCACCUUCAAUCCGCAACAACAUCCCGGACAAAGCCUAUGACAACAAAGAAUUUGAAGAUGAACAUCCAGUAUGAACUCUGAAGCCUAAUGGACUGUAUUAAGUGAAAGCAUUUACACUUAGUAUAUUAGAGUGAAAAUACUUUCAAAGGGGGGAAUGUUGGUGGAGGGUUAAAAAAUAUAAUUUCUAGAUUGAGUAAUGUGUAGGGGGAGGAAAGUAGAGAACGUACAACUGGAACUUGACGCAGCUAGCUAGGAACAAGCGUCAGUUUCGGUAAACAGCUCCAUGCUAUUGUUUUAACCAAAUCAAGUGUAGAUCAGGGUAGAAGCGUAAGUAUGAUUUAAGAUAGUAACUAAGAAAUAGGAUAAUCAGUAUCUAGGGGUAGGGGUUAGUUAACAUGUGUAUAAUUUAAACUAUAAAAAUCACGAAUCGACUCUGUAUGCUUUGGACAUCAGAUUUGGGUGUAUUAUCACCCCGGUGUCCCGCGCGCUGGAAUAAAGAACCGCAUAUGAUCGCCUCUGUGUAGUUAUAUGUUUUCCUACGC
This is a messenger RNA of Prinia subflava (tawny-flanked prinia), 3233 nucleotides long. RefSeq lists its product as uncharacterized. The transcript has 3 exons. Gene Ontology annotation, biological process: DNA integration. NCBI's taxonomy places the organism in Eukaryota, Metazoa, Chordata, Aves, Passeriformes, Cisticolidae. Bases 15 to 1970 code for a protein of 651 amino acids. Gene Ontology annotation, molecular function: RNA-DNA hybrid ribonuclease activity; nucleic acid binding. The record is from RefSeq and is a predicted model, not a curated record.